Molecule: messenger RNA, 9324 nt
Organism: Caenorhabditis briggsae
Lineage: Eukaryota; Metazoa; Nematoda; Chromadorea; Rhabditida; Rhabditidae
Gene: Cbr-rbc-1
Product: Protein CBR-RBC-1
Exons: 26
Coding region: 1-9324 (3107 amino acids)
Biological process (GO): vacuolar acidification
Cellular component (GO): RAVE complex
Molecular function (GO): protein binding
Source: RefSeq, a predicted model, not a curated record
AUGAAUGCUCAUCAGGUGAUCACAGGAGCGCUCAACAAUGGCGAAAAUGUAUAUGCACUAGGAAACGUCGAAGGGUUAACAUUCACGGCAUGCGCCGUCGGCUCCGAUGUCGUUAUUUUGGACUCGGACUUCAAUCGUGUACAAAUUAUUCCCGAAUCGAAGAAUCAGUUGAUAGUCAGUAGUUUGAGCUGUUGUCAGGAGACAGGAAAGAUUGCGGUGACUUAUGGAAACCUUGUCAAAAUAUUGGAGGUCACAAAUUCAGUUGUGGAUAAGAGCAAGCUCAAAAGCCUUAUUUUCCAGUUCCAUUGGGUGGAGACUUACUCUUUCACUCACAAGGAACCCAUCAGUUCGGUACAAUGGUCCAUGGAAGGAUUGCGUCUUCUAUUCGUUAUCGGAAACAAACUCGUACUUCAUCAGCAUAGAAGUGUCAGUAGCACAAGCAAAUCUUUCACCAGCACUCCAGUCUCAUUCUCCAUUUCUGAAGAAGAUCUCCAGGAGCGGCACACUUGGGAGGUCAUUUGGACCACCGCACUUCCAUCAAAGCCAAAAUUUAUCAAAUACUCACCGGAUGGAUACUAUCUGGCUUUGGCCGGCGACCGCGAUUGCUUUAUCAAAAUAUUCCAUCAAAACACACUGGAACAUUCGGAGCUGGAUUUUUGUGAAAUAAUCCUAAACCAUCCAGCGCCGGUUUGUGGCUUUGAAUGGCGAAAAACCGGACGAUAUAUGCCAAGAAAAUGCAUCUCACCAAUUUUGAUGUCCUGGUGUGAGGAUCGAACGUCACGCAUCUGGAAGGAGACACCAGCACCUGAAGGAUCGAUCAUUGAUUUGACUGGUGAAGGUGGUGGGGAUCCGUUGUGGGAUCGGCAGAAGCAGAAGAAGUUUUUGGGGAAAUAUAUCAGAGUGAAGAAGACGAAGACGAGGAUUUUGAACAAGAUACGGAAAAUGAUGCCCGAAAAACACCAGGAAACCGAUUCCAACCCUAUCGGGCUCCGCGCACAAAUUGGCAAGAGCCCUUCACUCCUUGAUUUCCCAUCACCAUUGUCGAAAGAAAGCGAAAAAGACAAAAUCGAGCAGUCCGAGGUGUCAUUCUACUUGGCUGCCACCAUCAAUGCCGAAACAGAUUGUCUCUUGGUUCCUUCUUUCAAUGACACCAACAUCCGGAAACCAUUUUGUGUGCAUUGGUUGAACAAUAAGGAGUUGGUAUUCAGUGUUGGAGCGGAGAAGUUGCUCGCCGAAGCUGUGCUCUUAGAUCUUGAUGGUGAGCUGAACAGCUUGACAAAGUUCGAAAUAUAUUCUAAAAUUUCAGGUACACCUACUGCGAACCACGUGCCUGAAGAAGAAUCGCCGAUGGAGGAGAUCAAGUCAACGACGGACCAUGAUCAGGCUCCAUCUGACAGCUCUAAGACAGCAGGCAGUACAUCGUCGGAUGCUCCUUCAUCCAAAGAUAUUCUCGAUGUGAAACUGGAAAUUCUUUUGAGACAAUGGACAAAAUCAAACGAUGUGUUGUUCUCCAUUCACCCAGUUGACGGAUCUCUUCUAACCUGGACUGUCGAGUGGUUAGAUGAUCAUUUCCGUCAACCAGUCAUCUCGUAUAGUUCUCGACUUCCUGGUGCACUGCCUUCAAGUGAUUCAAUGUCUCUGCAGUCUAAAUUGAAUACGUUCAAUCCACAUGAGCCGAUUUAUCUGGAUGCGUUGAGAAAUUCCGAGGACAAGGAUACAAGUGUGAUGUUGCAUGACAAGCUACUGGAAAGAAGAGUUUCUAACACAAUUCAUGUGCUCACUUCUCACGAUAACGGAACUCUUAACCUAUGGCACAUGUCUGUUGAUGAUCAGAGUAGUUUCUCUUGUGUCGUCAGUAUGACCCAUAUCUCCAGAAUGUGUGGACAUAGAUUCCAGAUGCAACAGGUAAGAUUUCAUAUCAUUGCUCACCCGGUUCUCCCUCUCCUACUGACCACUUCCAAAUUCAAGUCUCCCAAAGUGAAAGUAGACUCAACUAUGGAUGUCCUCUCUGAAGUUAUUCUCUGGAAAAUUACCCCAGUCGGACCGUUGUGCAAAAAUGGAGGAGUGAAGGAGCUGGCGCGUGUUGCUAGUCCUAUUAUCAGCGGUUUCUCUACUGUUGGAUGGGUCCCUGCAAUUCUCCCUAGCUGUACACUCGGAACAGUUUGCAAUUCGCCAUCCUCAUGCUUCAUCUCGUGUGAUGGAAGCCAACUAAUCAUUUACCAAGCAGUUCUCGACGCUCGUGGACUUCUUUCUGAACUCUCCAACGCCAAAACUGCAUAUUCCGGAAGAGAAACUCUUGACAACUACAGCGAUAAAAUUCUUCGGACUCCAUCACCACGCAGUGAUCGUGCACCAACUUUCUUGAAGCAAUUCAAUGUAGUUUCUACACAAUCGACAGCAAAACCAGGAUGUGUGCUAGAAGUUGGCAAAAUUGAAGACGUGAAUCUGAAUGAGUUGAAUUUGAUGUUCCUUCACGUUUUCCAAUCGAGAAUUGUGAUUGCUAAUGAUGAAGAAGAUGCAAGUGAGAUCAGUGCGAUGAGCAGUGUCAUUGAUAGAAGUCAGACUCCAACUUUCAAGGACAAAUUCUUCAUUGUCGUUGUUGAUCAGAAGGAGAAUGAGGAUGUAAUCAUGAUGUUCUCUCUUACCAUCUCCUCCCAACCGCCACAAUCCAUUCCAAACUUUGACACUGAAGUUCUACCCGGCGAGAAAGGAUUCCUCCGUCCGUCCAGUCCUCUGGCUCCUUCCAUGGCGAAAUUGAAUUUUGAAGCGGACCUUGUUUGUCGACAAGUCAUGCCACUUCCAGAGGGAACUCGUCUCACCAACGUUGUCCCAGCCGCUGGACACCUCUCCUCUUCCUCCAUCUACCCAGCAUGUGAGACCCCAUACGUUUUGGUGUCAUCUGAUAAUGAUGACUCGGUGAGAUUCUGGAGAUGCAUCAAAGUGACGGAUCAAGUGAGUCCGAACAAGUUUGAAUGGAGAGAGUGGAACAUGAUUAGCGAGAAUCAUCCAAGUGAAUUAGGAGUAGAAGGCGCCAUCGUCAAAGUCAACGCAGCGCACAGCGGAAGAAUCGCCUGUGCAUACCAAAAACCAAACAGGAACUCGUCCGACCCCAAUAUUUCCAUUGAAGUUGCAGUGUUUGAAUGUGAAUCAUCAGGAGGAGUGGAAUGGUUCCGUGAGGAUUCCUUCAGUAUUCAACAGAAUCAUUUCUAUGAAUUCUCGAAACCACACUAUCAAGACGCGCACAACAAACGAUCCUCCUCCGGCGAGCAGGAGCAUCUGAAUCUACUGCAACAGCGUACGGAAGUUUUGCGUGCUAGUUUCCGACGUGGUGUGAUUUCUCGAAUCAAUACUGGAAAACCAACCAAACCGUCUUAUGAGCUCAUUCGUGCAAUUGAGAAUUCAUCGCCAUCGGUUACGGAUAUUGCUCAAAGUAAGAAAAAUAUACAAAUUUCGAAACUUAUGGAACUUUUUUCAGUGAACAUUGAGAACAUUGUUCGUCUUGAUUGGGUAUCUACGGAGGAUGGAACUCACAUGCUUACCGUCGGAAUGGGUACCAAAGUAUACAUUUAUGCACAAAUCGGUCAGGAUCCUGCUCAACAAAAUGUCACAUUGAUGAGAGAAAGUGAGACAACAAUGCGAAGACCAUCAAUUCGCAAAGCGUCAUCUCUUCUCCCGAACAUCCAGCCAAAUAGUCGGUUCACCAGUUGGGUCUGCUGCCGUGUGCUUAAUUUGGACACUGCCGACGGACUUCCACCGAUUCCAACUGCUUUGAGUUGGGUGCGCGACGGUAUUCUGAUUGUUGGAAUGCAAAGUGAGAUGAGAGUGUAUAAUCAGUGGAAUUUCAAAACCACUGAUAAUAAUAAGUUGAAGAAGGCCAUCCCAGCCGCCAACCCCAAUAUCGUCAGCUUGACAGUCUCCACAUCUCAUUCGAUGCUGGAUCAAUUGACUCGCAAGAAGGAGGCAUUGGUAUCCAGUCGUAGCAGAGUUUUCCUAGAGUUUGUGAACACUAUGCACAAAGCACAUCCAAAAGAAAACGAAAGUCAAAUGGUUUUGGAUAUUCUGAAGAGCGAAGGAGUCUUCGAGACAGCUCGCAUGGCUUCACCAAUCCUUCCACAAUACCAUCCCAAACAGCUUAUUGUUCUUUUAAAUGCCGGCAAGAAACGACGUGUCAAAGCGAUUCUCAAUCAUGUUCUGUCUUGUCUGAAGCAGAAAAAGUGCGCCGCUCACAACCCACUCAGUCGAGCAGCUUCUAUCAAAAGAAUGUCUACUGUAGACCGUGGUGACUCUGUACCAGCAAUGCCAGUAGAUGCGAGAAUGGAUGACGACUCGAUGGACUACGAUGAGAUUGACGACAUACCACUGCUACCUUUGUAUGCUUUGAUUGAAGCUGACCAUGAAGUUCCAGUUGUUCACGAGAAGCAAGAAGAAUUGGUAGUGAAGAACACUGAUGAGUACGAUGACUUGUUUGACAAUGGAUAUGACAAAGAUGGUGACAUUGAUGCCAUAUUGAAAGAUACAGAUUCUGUAUACAGUGGAAGAUCCCGUCAUUUAUCAGUUGGAAGUGAUUCUGCUGCUAGAAACGAGAGUCACGUCACCGCAACGUUCACUGCCAAGGACUACAGAAAGCUAACCGAGCUGCUCACUCACACUCAUCUUCCAGGAUUAUCCAGUGUAGAUCAAAUGCAUCUGUUGGCUAUAGCUGACACUUUGAGUCACUUUGCCAGUGACGCUCAGGACAAGGUGGAACAAGCUAAUGCAGCAAUGAAGCCAGUUGUGCGAUCAGUUCUUGGAGACAAUGCUGCUGGCGGAUAUGCAACCGCAGCUGCCGGAGUGGAAACUGUCGACGAGUGUGGAUUGAGAUACUUGAUGGCUAUGAAGCAACACGAAUAUCUCUUGGUGUGUCUUCCGAUGAAACAGCGAAUGGAACUAAAGAAGACUGGACUCUCAGCAGCCAAUAUCAUUUGGGCACAGCACUCGGAAACUGAAGUCGAGUUGUUGAAUGCGGUUCCAGGGAUGCAUAAAACAAGUCCAUCGUGGGAGGAAUUGAGAGGCCUUGGAGUGGCAUGGUGGUUGAAGAAUACCGCAAGUUUGAGAAUUUGCAUUGAAAAGGUUAGUAUUGCCAAAGCGUCAUUCCAAGCAAACCAAGACCCAAUGGACGCUUCCUUGUUCUAUCUUGCUCUUCGAAAGAAAAAUGUGCUUACUCAUUUGUUCAAGACUGUCCGCAACCAGACAAUGGCUGAUUUCUUCAUGAACGACUUCAACCAGGAGCACUGGCAAAAGGUCGCCGCUAAGAAUGCAUUCGUCUUGAUGUCAAAACAACGAUUCCAACAUGCUGCAGCAUUCUUCUUGUUGAGUGGAAGUCUUAAAGAUGCGGUUCAGACUUUGUGCAGCAAGUGUAAUGACGUUCAAUUGGCUCUGGUUGUCGUGAGAAUGUAUGAAAGUGAUCCAGAAUCUCAACAAGCAAUGGUCAAUGAGUUGUUGUGCAGAGAGGUUCUUGGAAUCACCUACGAAGAAUUCGAGCAGCAACGUGGUCGCACUGACGAAGACACCCCUGUUAGUGUUCACGCCUCCAAAGAACCAUUCGAAAGAUCUAUGGCUUUCUGGAUGCUCAAGGACUACACAAGAUCUGCACACACUUUGGUACAAGAAGCACAAUCCGACCGCCUUCUAUCCAGCCUCUCUGACAUUUUCAAUUUCUACUCUUAUCUUCGCAAACAUCCAUUGGUUGUCCGCCAAAGACUCAACAACAUUGGAGCUCAAGUCGGAACCACAGAGAAACUUCUGGCACUUGGAAGACAGCUCGAGAAUAUUCUAACCCCACCAGAACGUCGUUUGUUCUUCAGAACAUCCGCUGAACACAUGGCUCGUGGAUGUCCAAUGCUUUCAUUAGAUGUGCUCACAAUGCUACCAAAGAAUAUUAGUAUCGUGCAGGAUUACGACGAGGCACUAAGGACUAUCUUCGGAGGAACCGAGCAAGCAGUACCGCCACCACCGCCUGUGGAAGUUGAUUGGAGCAAACCUACAACUUCUGAUGAGCCGGAUGAGUUGAAAUUAGACUGGAGUGAUGAUGAAGACGAGGAAGGAGCUGCUGAGCUGGAGGUUAAGCCAGAAGAACCUGCACCUUUGAUUGUCAACGGCAUGGACAGCUCUGCAGUGUUGCAAAGUCAACUUGUAGGAUCAACUGACAUUUUUGCGCAGCAUAUGAAGUUUGUGGCGUCUCUAAGGAUACUCACCGAGGAGUUGUCAACACUGGCUAGUGGUUUUGAUGUCGAUGGUGGACAGUUGAGAAAUCAGCUCUUGAACUGGCUUGAACGAGAAGUGGAAGUGCUCCAAACCAACUGCGACUACAAUGCGGAGCGGAAACCAACACUGCCCCAUGAAGAAAAUCAAGAUUCUGACUACUGGAGCUCUACAGGAGCAAACUAUGAGCAUGCUGAGCAAAAGUUGUCACGUGCUAGUCCAGGACUCACACCAAAACGGAGAAUAUGGUUGAAAGCCAAUCAAAAGCUACUGAGAUCCUUCACAUCUUUUUGCACGCUUCACUCGGCACACAACCAUCGUUUGGCAUCAGUUCUUAUGGAAUUGCUUUUACUUCUGCUCAAUGUUCAACGUGAUGCGGAGGAUGACAUCUUGCCAAAGCAACUCUUAGCCUCCGGUGUGAGCACUUUCCCUCUGCUCGAUGCAGCCGUUUCAUCUCCGAAGAUGUUUGUAUCGUCUCCAUUGGCUUAUAUUGAGAAUCAAGGAAAUGAUCUUCUUGCUUCUAUCAGCGAGCUUCACAAUGUGCCGAAUAUGGCUGGUGACUUGCAGAAGUGCUACAUGCUCUACAAUCUCUGCCAAGGUUUCUCCUGCUGCAUCUAUCUAUCGUUGACGGAUAUCGACCAGACCUACUCCUCGAUGCUCAAUUUGGAGCCAAGACCCGCUCCAAUUGGAAGAUCCGACAAUCAUGUUGUGACCCCACCUGUAAAAUGGCCUGGUGUAGAAGCAUUAGUGGCGUUGUUAGGACGUGAGAAGGAAGAUGAUGCUCCACAACUCCGAUUGCUCAUCAUCGAGUCAUUCCUUGCUAUCUCAAUGUCACUGUUUUGUUUUGCAUUGUCUGCUUACGACUCUCGUUGGUUGUACCGUCUCAGCGUUCAUGAGAUCGAUCCACACAAAUUUGGGCAAAUCUUCGGAGGAGGUGGUGAAACUAAGAAAGCGUCUCAUCCACCAGCCAGACCGCCACGACCUGCCGCACCAACUCCAAAAGAUUCAACAGUCGAAAACAAUGGGGAACAAAUUCGAAGUCGUUUGAAUUUGCGAAUUCUUGGAAACGAAAAAUUCUCAACGGCAUCAAAAGAUAGUCUCCCGUCGGAGCAAUCCUAUUCAAAGUGGGUUCCACCACAAAUGAAUAUUGUGCAGUUGUUUGCCGACAAACCCAACGUUAGUCGUCAAGACGAUGAAGAUGAGACUAUGUACGAUUCUGAUGAAGAAGAAAAAGGAACCGGCUAUUCAGACGACGAAGACAACGAGGACGAAUGUUGUGAGAAUGCAGCACCUUCUAGUUUUGCUUGGCAAUUGCUCAGACUCGCGCUGAUCCAACAACAGCUGUAUCGUGUCAAGCAGUUUUUGGUGUUGGUUGGAUUUGAUCCCAGAGAUAUUCCAACUGUCGCUCCUCGAAUCGACGCCGUCCUUCAACAACUCAGCAACUGGAUUGUUCAACAACAUCAGACUCUGAAAACGUUUCCUGGUGGAAUUCCAAAUGACUUGUUGCCGGAUAUGACCAUUGAUACUAGUGAUCAACAUCUUGCCGCCACAAUGAAGAAGUAUGCAGCAUUGGUGAAGAAGAAUAACACUCCAUUUGAAUCUGACGAUAAGAAAAUCCAAACUAUUCGCCGCUUAUGGUCAUUCUUGGUGAGAGAAGAUCAUCUUCAAGAGAUCUUCAUCAAGUACAUCUUCUCACAACACAGCAUCAUGGAAUCCGCCCCAGAACCGGUCGACGCGUUCUUUGGAAUUGAUAGCAACCCAAUUCUUCCAGAAGCGUUCAAGAUUGUUCAGAAGGAUAGCGAACCCAUUGUUGCGUUCGCUUGCAAUCAAGAGAGCCCAGGGCUCAUUGUGGUCUCUAAUGGACGAGAACUCCAGGAGAUGGAUAUGUCCAAUGUGUUUAAGGAUCAAUAUGAUCAGACUUCUUGGAUGUGGAAUCGAGCAGAGUUGGAUAUGAAGAACAUUCAUUCCAAACGAGACGCAUUGCGAGACAAUGAUGAUUAUCAAAUUUUCACGGACUCAAACGCCCACAAUGCCAAGCAUACUAACGUGGAUGUUCAUUUCUAUAACAACCCGAAUUUUUUUCAGAUGAUCAAACGGCACAUCCCUGGUGUCCGACGUAUCGAUUCCCAUCCACACGCUCCAUUCUAUGUGACUGGAUCUUCUGAUGGAUCUAUUAAAGUCUGGAAGUGGGGAGCCAAGGAUACGGUUUACACUGCAAGAGUUGCCGGACAACACGCCAAAGUUGCUAAAAUUGCGUUCUCGUGCAAUGGGAACAAAUUUGCCGCUGUGGACGGAGAUGGAAUGUUGUGUCUCUGGCAAGCCAGUCAGGCAACUGAACAAAAGAAACCAUUCUUUGUGAGUUCAGCUAUUUGGGUGAAUGAAUAUACCUCAAUUAUCCUAAUUAUCUUUCAGAGUCAACGUUGUCACAACAAAUCAGCAGCCGAUGUUUGUUUCCUUGGUCACUCAUCAUCUGUUCUCCUCACCGCUGGAUCCUCAUCUCUCGACUACAAUCUUGGCCUCUGGGACACUCUUCUCCCAACCAACAGAGCUCUUGUUCAUUCCUGGGCUGCCCAUCCGGAAGGUGCCACAUGCGCACUUUACGUGCCAAACCAGCAGACCAUUUUCUCUGGAGGAAGACAUGGAGAGAUUUGUCUUUGGGAUAUCAGACAACGUCAGUUGAGACACACCAUCAAGGCUUUCGAUCAGAUGCAUAUUGUGAAGACGUUGGCGACAGACUCGGCACAAGAUUUGAUUGUGUCUGGGUCCAGUGAAGGAGAUAUAAAGAUUUGGUCGGCCGAUGCGAAUCCUCAAUUGAUGUACAAUCUGCCUGGAGAGCAUACGGCGAAGGGAGGAUUCUCGUUUAGACAAGACCAGAGAAGUUUGGAAUGCCAUAUUCGGAAUUUUUCGAAACAUCGAAAAUCAGAGUUUCACAUUUUCGGAAUUCAAAAAUUUGGCCAAUCGUCUGUCCAAGGAGUCCAACAACUUUUCAUCGAUCAAAACAUGCGCCUCUUCUCGUGUGGUGCUGACGCCUCGCUCAAGUUCCGAACCUUACCAUCUAUUUUCAACAUGACGAAUCUCAUCUAA